AUGUCUUGCUGUGAAAAUUCGCCAUCACCGUCUUCCAACGAGACCAAACAGUCUACAUCUCCAAGCCAGAAAGAAGGUUCUCAGCCUCAGGGAGUUCUAGCCAGCUUGUCUCCAGUAUUCUUUGCCCUGCUUCACAGUUCUUGCUGCUGGCUUCCUAUUCUCCUUGACUUCCUAUCAAUUGGGACUGCGUCGGUGAGCAUCUUCGAGCGUUUACGGCCUGCCUUCCUGCUCUUCACUCUUCUCACGCUGGGGUGGAGCGUGUACCGUAACGGAUUUGACAGUCGAAAUCUUCGUCGAAUAGCCGUGUCUGGCGUAUUCUUGCUGUGGCCACAUAUAUCUACCUUGCUUAAGAAACCCAAAUAUCACGCCGAGGGACACAAGAGCUGCCAUUGA
Trichophyton rubrum CBS 118892 is the source of this 393-nucleotide messenger RNA. RefSeq lists its product as uncharacterized. The transcript has 2 exons. Lineage: Eukaryota; Fungi; Ascomycota; Eurotiomycetes; Onygenales; Arthrodermataceae. The record is from RefSeq and is a predicted model, not a curated record. Bases 1 to 393 code for a protein of 130 amino acids.